Messenger RNA from Archocentrus centrarchus (flier cichlid), 2763 nucleotides. Its product is annotated as butyrophilin-like protein 2. The record is from RefSeq and is a predicted model, not a curated record. Gene Ontology annotation, biological process: T cell costimulation; immune response; cell surface receptor signaling pathway. The transcript has 5 exons. The coding region runs from base 179 to 1399 and encodes 406 amino acids. Gene Ontology annotation, cellular component: external side of plasma membrane. Lineage: Eukaryota; Metazoa; Chordata; Actinopteri; Cichliformes; Cichlidae.
CAAGGUGGAGGUGGAUUCAGGGGUGGAGUCUGUCCAGCUGCCCUGUAAAACUAUAGUUCACCUGCUCAAAGACACUAAGGUGGAGUGGAAGGACGGAGCCAGCAGGAAGGUCCACGUGUAUCAGAGCAGCUCUGACCAGCCUGAAGAACAGCACGACUUUUACAGAGGACGAACAAAGAUGGAGAGAAACCUGCUGAAACCUGGAGACCUCAGUCUGACCCUGAAACACCCCACAGACACACACACCUACACCUGCACCGCCUACAACAAGAGGGGAAACAUCCUGAUGGGGAAACAAGUGCAGCUGAAAGUCAGAGUCCCCCAGGUGGAGGUGAAUAAAGAGGUGGAGUCUGUCCAGCUGCCCUUCACAACCACACUUCACCUGCCUCAAGACGCUAAAGUGGAGUGGAUGGAGAACUUCUACAACAGGAAGGUCCACGUGUAUCAGAGCGGCUCUGACCAGCCUGAAGAACAGCACCAGGAUUACAGAGACCGAACGAAGAUGAAUGAAGACCUGCUGAAAACUGGAGACCUCAGUCUGACCCUGAGACUCCCCACAGACUGGGACAACAGGACCUACACCUGCACCGUCUACAGCAGGGAGGGAAACCUCCUGCUGAGGAAACAGGUGAAGCUGAGAGUCAGAGUCCCCCAGGUGGAGGUGGAGGACGGGGUGGAGACUGUCCAGCUGCCCAUCAGAACCACACUUGACCUGCCUCAAGAUGCUAAAGUGGAGUGGAUGGAGGACAAUUACAACAUGAUGGUCCACGUGUAUCAGAGCGGCUCUGACCAGCCUGAAGAACAGCACCAGGCUUACAGAGACCGAACGAAGAUGAAUGAAGACCUGCUGAAAACUGGAGACCUCAGUCUGACCCUGAAACUCCCCACAGAUGGAGACAACAGGACCUACACCUGCACCGUCUACAGCAGGGAGGGAAACAUCCUGCUGAGGAAACAGGUGGAGCUGAGAGUCAGAGUCUGUCAGGUGGAGGUGGAGGAGGGGGCGGAGUCUGUCCAGCUGCCCUUCAGAACCACAGGAAACCUGCCUGGAGAUGUUAGAGUGGGGUGGGGACGCACUGAACCUGAAUACAACACUGUCCACGUGUAUCAGAGCGGCUCUGACCAGCCUCUCAAACAGCACCAGGAUUACAGAGACCGAACGAAGAUGAAUGAAGACCUGCUGAAAACUGGAGACCUCAGUCUGACCCUGAGACUCCCCACAGAGAGAGACAGUGGGACAUACAGAUGUGACGUCUACAGCAGGAACAUCUGGAUCAGAGGGAAAACAGUGAUGCUCAAAGUCAAAGGCAGAGCUCAGGUCCAGGAUCAAACAGGGAUCAUCAGGAACAGAAGCAGCUCCAUUGAUCCGACUCCUCUGAUGGCUGAUCAAUCAGUUUGAUCUGUUUGUUCUUUGAUUAUUGAUCAGUGAUGUCAGAGUGGAGUCAGUGUGAUGUUGUUGUUGUGUGUUUGAGCCUUUUAGUGUCCGUGAAGGUCUCUGCUGCCGUAGAUCCUCUGAACUGUGACAGAGGUCUCACUCUGGAGGAAACUCUCAGCACUUUCCAGCAGCUCCUCCAUCAUGGAGGACGUUCCCUCACUGGAACAGGUGGAGGAGAGAGGAGAGGAAGCACAGGUGGAUGCUCUGAGGAAGAGGAGCGUUCUCACAUUGGUCUUCCUACAACAACACCUUGAUCACAUGAGCAGAGGGGCGUGGCCUUCAGUGGUCCUAACACGCCGUCGUAGUAAUAAAGGAACCCUCCACAUGUUCCACUUUGAAGGCUCAUCUCCAACAAAGCAGACCUGUGAUCACUUUAACUCACUAUGAUGAUUGUUGACAUUUGUCUUUGUGUCUCUGGCUUUUCUUGUGUGUCUGUGUGUCUUUGGGAUGUUGGAUAGAGUCAUGUGACCUGCCCAGGGACUACAGAUGGAAAUGAGCAGUUUAGCUCCAAUCUGGCAGCUUUCCAUCUUCUAUGUUUAUAUUGAUGUCCAUGAACAUGCACUGUCCCUGUGAGAUCAAUGCAGAUAAAAACAGCUGCUGACCUUUGACCUGAUCCAGUGUUGUUCUUCUUCUGUGGUGUUUCUGAUGGAGCAGCUGCUCCUGAUGUGUUUGAGGAUCAAACCAGUGUUCCUGCAGCUGCAGCAAACUCACAUUUAGCAGUCAGUGACCUUUGACCUUUCUUCUCUGAACCAUCACAGAGACAUGAGUCCAGUUUCUUUUAGUUGGACAUGUUUUCAUUGAGUCAUGAAAUAAAUAUCUGUGAUGUCUGAAACCAUCACAGGGAAACUUCCUCCACAUUUUCCAGCUCUGAAGUGUUUCAGGAUCUUUGUAGACUCUCCCAUGUUUGCCGUGGUCCCUGAAUGCAGCAUCAGUGUUACAGGUUGAGUGCUGUGAACAAACUGUCAGUGUGAUCUUGCACAUAUUUGAAUGUGUGUUUGCUGCAGCUGCUCAAAGUCUUCAUGUGAACACUGAUGCCACCAGCAGACGGCGCCUUCACCCUGCUAACAGGGCUGCAGAGGGGGGAAAUGUUCUGGUUGCUUUGGCUCAUUUUAGUUUGUGUUAGCAGGAAGUUCCUGCUGAGCUCAUGUAACCGGUGGCUUCUACAGCUCUCUGCGUUGUGUGCAUCAAUGAUCAGAUCAGGCCACCGACGUGAUUUGGAGGCGAUCUCCUUUUAUUUCUGACCAAACAGUAAACAAAACAUCACAGUCUGGUUGGUGACGAUCGCUUUAUCAGUUAUCACAUGUUAUUGUGAUAACUGUGUAUGUGCC